Messenger RNA from Linderina pennispora, 721 nucleotides. RefSeq lists its product as uncharacterized. Bases 279 to 461 code for a protein of 60 amino acids. NCBI's taxonomy places the organism in Eukaryota, Fungi, Kickxellomycota, Kickxellomycetes, Kickxellales, Kickxellaceae. The transcript has a single exon. The record is from RefSeq and is a predicted model, not a curated record.
UGACAUUGGCCGGGCGCUCUGGCUUCCAGCCACCUCCGACGUUGCACACAGGCAGUAGAUCUGAUCCAUUCCGGAAUAUUGGAAAUCAUAUCAGCAUGAGUUGUGCAAACUUGGCGUGGAAGCAAUCGUCUACUGGAUGAUCGUCUCAACCCACGAUAUAUCCUGCACCAUAUAAAGUGGUGUUCCGCUCAUGGUUGAGUUGUAAACGCCAUGUAGUACUAGACUUAUCGCGCUCACGAUUCGAUCUCGGCUGGCCAGUAUGCUUUAGACAGUCGAUAAUGUGGCAAGGAGUCUGCCACCGGGCUUCAUCGACACAAGUGAUGGUGGUUUGGCUCGCCAUUGCUGGCAGCAGCAGAGCCAUCGGAGGCAGAGUCAGUAGCGAAACCUUGCAAGAGCCUUGCCUGUCUGGCACAGCAGGAGGUAUGCGCCCACAAAAAGAGCCCAGCGCAAUCAGCCUAUAGGUAUUGUAUACCGAUAUUUAUCGCGGAAGGUUUGCAAAGCAAAAGCAGUAUUUCAUCCCACUAUCCAGGAUAGAUAGUUCUUGCAUAGUCAGACGUAUCCAUCGAGUGGUUGCAAAUGCACAUCACCAAGUCGAGCCCCGCACCGAGGUAUGCCACAACUGGCAGUCACGAAGAUCAAAUAACGGAAUGUAAAGGAGGAGUUUAUAGGGAAGUCGGAAUGUGUGGAAAGGGGUGAGGUAUUUGAAAAAGCCAGAUGACGC